Messenger RNA from Rhopilema esculentum, 3026 nucleotides. Lineage: Eukaryota; Metazoa; Cnidaria; Scyphozoa; Rhizostomeae; Rhizostomatidae. The record is from RefSeq and is a predicted model, not a curated record.
AAUAUGACUUACUCUAAUCGUAGGAAUGUCGAUUUUUAACACACUCGAUCUGUCUUUUUGGAAUGUAACACGUGAUAUUGUUCGUCGUAGCCCUCAAAUUUAUGUUUAUAUUAGCGCAGCCCUUUCAAACUAGUUAAUGAUAGAGGGCUGGAGAUAGAUGAAUGAUGAUAGAAGAGCAUCCGGCACUUCAAUCAUCACAGAGAACAGGCAAAUCAACUGCAACUGACUCAGAGAGAACAAAUUCUACACAAUCGAAUGCUCAUGCCAUUGGUUUAUACGCAGUGCUGGCUUUCUGCAUUCCAAUAAUCUUCUUGCUUACCAUGUGGAAUAUAGCACUGAGAAAGCGUAUAAAGUCAUUACAAGAUGAUCAUUCAAAAGGCAACACACAAAGCCCCCGUCAGGAUCUUGAUUAUGAAGUCAUUGGAUAUACAAACCUCCAAUUUGAAAGUGACCAACAAUCACGUGCAACAACUGCAGAUUCAUCCCAAAGAGAGGUUGCAAACAAUGGAAGCAACAACAAUGCCGUAUACAUGGAACUAGGGCCAAGGUGCAAAGAUGAACAAACAUACACGCCUCUUUCUGGCGAUAAGCAAACGACAAGCCCUUAUCUUUAGCGUAAGAGAUCCAAAAUGCACUGCGUGUCCAGUGCAGUUAUGUAUAGUAUAACAAAAUCUGUAUUAGAUUAAUGUAGAUGAGCUGAACGAGACAUAGAGGCAGCGUAUAUAAGAUUUGGGUUGUGAGAACUGGUGAAGCUUUAACAUAAUUAGUGAAGCAAAGCCACAAUAUUGAGUGCAUAAAUUAUUAGGAGUAGAAUUAUAAGGAAUAGUUUCUUACGAUAGUGCUGUAAUUAUGAAACCCAACAUUCAAAUCUAAAAAGCUAAAAAAACAACAGAAGAAACACCCCAGCUGUGCCAGUCAUAACGGAAAAAGAUACAAGGUUUUGGACUAUGACAGGCACUUACAAUCUUACGUUAUUUUAAAUGAAUAACCAAAUGGAGAUAUGGGAACGAUUGCAGACGACAAGAUGCAAGACCUGAAGGACAGUAGGCAUGAUGUUGCUGCUUUCAAACUAUUGAUUAUCGAGCGAUAUUGAUCGCUAAUAAAUGCGAUCAUUUUUGACAAAUUGGUUAUAUAUUGUUAUGAUUAGAAUAAAUUAAUCAAAAGAUAGGGAAGGGAGACUUCGUAUGACAGGUCGACCUUUCGAAACCGUCUCUAUCAUUUUUAUGAUUAUUCAAUAACAAGCAUUUUUACACAUGCGAAGCAUUUUGGAUGUAUUAUAAUAGCAAAUAAAUUUAGAGAUUUAAAGUUCAGAGACUUUAGAGACUUUUCUGCCGAUUCUAAAUAAUGGCAUCAAAAACAGUUGUCGCUGACCUAUGUUCUGAUUUUAGGCAGUACUGUCCACCUGAAUACAAAAUUCAAUUACAUAUUGAUACAAUAAAGCAAUCAAACGAAAUUCAAGUUUCGAAACGUCAAAGUCCAAGCACUCAAGCGCAGGUAAGUGUAGAGUUUAGCUAUCACGUGAUCGAUGACGUCAUUUUCCCCGGUCAUCAAAAUGUUUAAUUCUCCUUUUGGAAAAAUCGCUCCAACCAUCUUCUUUGGCAUUGUAAUAGGAGCAAAAAGCUCUUAAGAAUAAACUUUAUCAGACCUUAAAAUAACGAGUUAUUGCUAUUUGAAGUUUGCAUGGCGUCAUCAAAAUGGCGGUUCUGAAAUUUUCAAGCACUGGAAUUCAAAGGCUGGUUGUCGCAAUUUAGGUUGCUUUAUCUCGAUUUUGAAGUUUUUUUACCUUUGUUUUAUUCAGCAACUCAAGAAUGUCAUUUGAGCUUAUAUAUUUGCCCGCCUGGGAAACUAAGUAUUGAGCAAAAAUGCAAAUACUUAAGCCUUGUUCAAACGCUCUCGACUUUCACUCGACUACUCUCGAUUUUUGUUGAGCGUUGUCGAGCAGUGUGGAGUGUAGUCGAGCGAGGGGUGUCGUGCGGUUUCUUGAAGGCAAUUUCUGCGAUUUACCAUAUUCUUUCUGUCAUAUCAUUGGCGCAUGUGUGUUUAAACGAUGCGCUGUGUAUGUAUUGCGCUGUCUAAAAUUGGUAAGAAAAAACGGUUUCGUAUAGUGUAUUAAUGAAAUAUGGAGAUGCAAAAGAGUGUAUUCUUAUAAAAAAGUUUUAAGUUUGAAAGUUAUCUUGAUUUCAUUGAUGAUUUUAAAGAAAGAAAAUGCUUUUUAAAACCUAGGUUGAGCGCACAUAAUCUAGAAAUUCGGAAAGUCGGAACUGGGAAAUUCGGAAAAGACGAACUCAUAGUAGCUGAAUUUUCAAAGUAUGGCCCUAAUGCAUAAAUUUUGAAAACGAAACGCAUAAAGGCAGCAUAUGAGAUUAUUUUUCUUAUGACCAUUCCCUUUUAAAGCAAGACAAGCCCUUUUUGUCAUCUAACUACAUGCCUGUACCCCUCCGAAAUUUUGGCUCCGCCCCUUCUCGUAGCUAGAGGCACAAAGGGAUCGGGCGCACUGGCACUUUAAACAGGACAAAAUCGAGACAAACGUAAUCCCUAUUGUCUUUUAACAAUAGGUGUUUAUCGUUGAGCAAAAGCAAAAAUGCGAGUCAUGGCUUGAGAACCUGUACCCUGGGUACCAGACUCACUAUAUAAAAUAUAGUGAGUCUGGUUCCCAGGGUAGAGAACCUGGUCGUGCAAUCACCAACUUUUAUUCCUUUCCUAUUAUUUUGUCCAAAUAAAUAAAAGUAAGGGACGGUUUGGGAAAUUUUUCACUGAGAGAUUAUUUUGUAAAGCAAAGCGUGCUUUUUUAAGAAACUCACUAGACCAAAGGGAGUCUUUCAAGAACAAUUUGGAAGGGCCUUUCACUCAGUGGACCUAUAUUUUUAUUACUCCUUACAUAAUUUACACUGGUCGCGUUGCUAGAUGUAUUAGGGCCGGCAACUCGAGCUUCAGAUAGAGGGACAUUGAGUAGAAACCAUGGCCCUUGUAAUAUGACAGGGCAAUGGUCCCCUUGACUCCCUGUUCUUACUUGCUGCAUUCCUUGC